UCGCCUGUCCGUACAGAAAUAUGGCGGCGCGGAGCCUCCACUUCCGGUCCUGCGCAGUGGCCGAGGAGGGAGGACGCGAGUCCGCGCCGAAGCGAGCGGAAUCGAAACUUGGGGCGUUCGCCGCCGCCGCCGCCGCCACCGCCGCCGCCGCUACGAAGGCUCAGGAGGACCGGCCGGUGCUGCCAGGCGACGCUCCCCCCGGCCCCGCUCGGCGAUUCCCGCCGCCCGGCCGGCCAUGAGUUCCUCGCCCCGCACCGGCGACUGCAUCAUCGUCCUGGACGAAGACAGCGCCCCGUCGCCGCCGCCCGUCGCGCAGCGGGAGAGGUCCCCCGGCCCCAGCGCCCCCCCUCGGCCCCUCAAUGGUAGCCCGGAGCAGAAGGGCCCCGCCGGGCUCCGCGCGGAGAACGAACGGCUCUUCGAGGAGUUCGUGGCCUUCUGCUCCAAGCACACUGGGGAUCACCCCGAGGUCAUCUCCUACCUGUCUGGCCGGCACCAGAAGACCAACCCAGAGUACCUGGCCUCUGUGGAGUUCCGCAAUGUCCUGAGCCGGUGCCUGGCGCGGGUGCAGGCCAGGAGAGCCAAAAUCUAUGUCUACAUUAACGAACUCUGCACCACCUUCCGGGCCCACUCUCAGAAGAAAAGGGCUGCGGCCGCCCCUGUCUCUGAGGCGCCGCCUGAGCCCACCAAGCCCUGUGUGGGCUCCAAGCGGCAGAUCCGCUACCUGGAGAAGCUGCUGCGGGUUUAUGCAGACAAGAUCCGGCAGCUGCAGGAGCGGGAGUUGGACCUGGCCGAACUGGACAGCGGGGACUCCGCCUACCUCCAGGAGAGCCGCCUCAAGCAGCGCCUGAUGCGCGUCUUCAAGCUCCUCUGCCGGCUGAAGGACUGCGACAGCCUGACGGGGCGGGUCAUUGAGCAGCGCAUCCCCUACCACGGGACGUGCUACCCAGAGGUCAACCGCCGCAUCGAGCGGCUCGUUAACCAGCCAGAGGCCUUCCCGGACUUCGCCGACAUCCUCAAGGUGGUGCAGAAGGCCAAUGCCCGCCACAGCCUGGGCCUGCCCAAGCGCCAGAUGGAGAUCAUGGCUGCAGAUGCCUUCCGCGAUGUGGGUGCCCGUUUGCAGAAGCGGCGGCGCCUCGACCUGAUCUAUAACUUUGGCAGCCACCUCACCGACCAGUAUCAGCCUAACUCCGACCCGGCGCUGGCCGACAGGGAGCUGGCCCAGCGCCUGCAGCGCAACCAGGAGCUGGCGGAACAGCGGCUGGAGCAAGUGAUCUCCCGGUUCGCCCAGCUCCAGGACAAGAGCGAGGAGGAGGAGGAGGACCACCAGCAGGGAGGGAGGCGGCUCAGGUUGGAUGGCGGAGGGGCGCGCACCAGUCCCAGCGGAGCCAACAGAGGCACAGAGGGGGAGCUGGCCUCCCAUGGGGAACCCAUCUCGGGGGCAGCCGACAGAGAGGACAGUACAGGCCCAGAAGAGACAAGUAAAAAAAAAGCAUGGGAAGAGGAGGAGGAGGAGGAGGAGGAGGAGGAGGAAGACUCCUCUGAGUCUGACAUAGAAGCAGAACUGGCCAACUGCCUGGAUGGCGGAGAUGAGGAGGAGGCGGCGGCAGAUGCAGCCCCUGGACCAGAUGAGGACCCCCCUGCCGCGGACGCAGAGGCUGACCAGCGCAUGGACUUGGAGGUGCCCGAGGUGGUCCUGUACUCUUCGACUGAGGAGGAGGACGAGGAGGAGGAGGAGGACCAGGAAGAGGAAGGUCUCGCAGCCUCUGGUGACUCCACUUCCCAGCAGUUUCUCCUGGAGAUCGAGGACAUCUUGCCACUGGAGGACCAGGACACACCACCCCCAUCCCCCUUGCCACCGCUUCAGGGGGAGCAGGAGCCCACCUGCCCCCUGCCCCCCAAACGCAGCUGCUUGCUGGAGAACGGGGAGCUUGGCACCCAGCCACCACGCAAGCGGAGCCAUUGGGGGGGGCACCCGGUCCUCAGCAGCAGUGGCGGUUGCAUCGAGGUGCCCAGCUCCGGCUCAGAGGGGGAGGAGGAGAGGCCGUGUUUGCUGCUACCCGGGAGCCCGCCCCCCCUGGCAGACUCCACCCGUGCCGACUCACCCGGCCUGGGCCUGGUCACCAGCACCCAGGGCAGUCCUCUGCCAGCCCUGCAGCAGCUGUGGCAGCAGGAGCUGCUCUCCAGGACCAGCGUGGCCACCCAGUGCGACCCGGAGGAGAUCAUCGUCCUCUCCGACUCGGAGUAGCCCCGCCGGGCCCAAGCGGGGGCGGGCAGUUGCGUGA
Molecule: messenger RNA, 2282 nt
Organism: Candoia aspera
Lineage: Eukaryota; Metazoa; Chordata; Lepidosauria; Squamata; Candoiidae
Gene: DAXX
Product: death domain associated protein
Exons: 8
Coding region: 236-2245 (669 amino acids)
Biological process (GO): nucleosome assembly; regulation of apoptotic process; negative regulation of DNA-templated transcription
Cellular component (GO): nucleus; PML body
Molecular function (GO): nuclear androgen receptor binding; transcription coactivator activity; transcription corepressor activity
Source: RefSeq, a predicted model, not a curated record